AUGGCUGGCAAUGGGAUGUUAUACCCAAUUCUUGGAUUUACUUCGUGUAUGGCUUUUAUUUAUAUGUCUUUUGGUGAUUUGAAGCUUAGUAGUUUCCCUAGGGAACGGGGAUUAAGUUUUGUGGAAAAGAAUGAGACUCAUUUCUUUUUAGAUGGGAAACCAUUGUACGUUAAUGGCUGGAAUUCUUACUGGUUAAUGUCCGAUUCUGUGGAGGAAAAUACUACACCUAAGGUCAGUGCAAUGCUUCAAGCUGGUGCAAGGAUGGGUCUCACUGUUUGUAGAACCUGGGCCUUUAAUGACGGUGGCUAUAAUGCUCUCCAGAUUUCCCCAGGGCAAUUCGAUGAGCGAGUUUUCAAGGCCUUGGAUUAUGUCAUUGCAGAAGCAAGGCAGCAUGGAGUCAGGCUGCUUCUGAGCUUAGUUAAUAAUUUGCAGCCAUAUGGUGGAAAGACGCAGUAUUUCAACUGGGCGUGGCAAAAUGGCAUUGGUUUGAGCUCUUCUAAUGAUUCCUUCUUCUAUGAUCCAUCAAUCCACAAAUAUUUCAAGAAUUACGUCCUGGUCAAGAAAUUCAGAGACAAGGGACACAGUCAACAACCAACUACAACUGCUGAUCAAAAAAGAGCCUUUCCUAAGCGUUCAGCUGAUGGCACCGGUGAUGGAUUUGUUACUUCCGCUAGGGUCCUCUUCAACAAUCAACGGCACAAAGCCAAACAAUUUGUGCUACGAACUAUGAGGGGUGAAGAGGAGGGCAACCAGCAGGGACAGUUGAGUGAUGGUGAUGCAUCUGCUGCAAGGUAA
Hibiscus syriacus is the source of this 795-nucleotide messenger RNA. Its product is annotated as mannan endo-1,4-beta-mannosidase 2-like. Lineage: Eukaryota; Viridiplantae; Streptophyta; Magnoliopsida; Malvales; Malvaceae. Gene Ontology annotation, molecular function: hydrolase activity, hydrolyzing O-glycosyl compounds. The record is from RefSeq and is a predicted model, not a curated record. The transcript has 3 exons. Bases 1 to 795 code for a protein of 264 amino acids.